GUUCACCUCCUCUCCCACCACACAGCACCACUCACACACACGCACAUACAAUCACGCACACACACGCACGCACACACACACAUACACCAAGUGUUACACAAACAAUCACACUCAUACGGCGUAUAUCCUCAAACAUAUUUCCUCGGUCGGACCUUGUUUGUCCUUGACGCUUUGCGGAACGCUACGAGUCACCAACCUUGACUCGCCCGCACCUUCUGUGGGAGAGACAACGGUCUACGGCUAAAAGGGGGUCAACGAGUUUGUUGAUACGAACGUAGAAGGUACUGUAUUGGGGAUAUCUUCAACAACGCACUUGUUGUGGAUACUCUAUAUAAGUACCAGUGUCAUCAUGGGCUGUGGAUCGUCCAAGAGCUCGGUUGAACAGGGAACCGUGCCGGCACCAAAGAAGGAGCUCGAUGAACAUGCCGUUGAGCAAGCCGAUGGAGGUCAGAGUCCAGCAGUCUCGGUCCAUCACGGCGCAGCGGAUGACAUAGCACAACACUACGAGCAACCGAUCGGCAACUUUUACAUCUUUGGAUCGUUGCUCGGCAAGGGCUCAUUUGCUGAAGUCUACGACGCUACCCGCAAGUCGGAUGGUGCCGAGCUGGCCAUCAAGGCCAUCGACACCCGGGCGUCCAACUUUGAGCCUGAGGAUCUGGACAUUGAGAUCAAGGUGCUGAUGAAGGUCAAUCACCCCAACAUCAUCAAGCUGUACGAGGUGUUUGAGUCGGAAGACCACUUUUACAUGGUGCUGGAAAAGGUGGACGGCGGCGAGCUCUUUGACCACAUCAUCGAGCGCGGCCACUACUCCGAGGCCACUGCGGCUACCAUCAUGAAGCAGCUUCUCUCAGCACUCUCACACAUGCACAGCCUCAACUUGGUCCAUCGCGACCUCAAGCCGGAAAACCUGCUGUAUCACGAGGAUGCCAACGGCGACAUCACCAUCAAGAUCGCAGACUUUGGCCUCAGCGCCGUCAUUGACCACGACAAACUGCUAACCGUCGCCUGCGGCUCGCCGGGCUACGUUGCGCCCGAGAUCUUGUUGCAACGGCGCUACAACGAAGCCGUCGACACCUGGUCCGCAGGCGUCAUCAUGUUUAUUCUCCUCUCCGGCCUCACCCCCUUUGGCGGAAACACAGACCGCGAGCUCUACCGAGCCAUCGUUUCCGCGGACUACUCGUUCGACGGGCGUGAGUGGGCCGGCAUCUCAGACUCGGCCAAGGACCUCAUCUCCAAGAUGCUGCAGGUCAAUCCGAGCAAACGGAUAACGCCCGCCAAGGCUCUCAAGCACUCAUGGAUCACUUCAGACGCUCCGGACACUCACCUCGCCAACCUCGUCCUCUCCAUCAUGAACUGGCAGCAGGGUAACGGCCGCCAGAUUGUCCAUGCAAAGCUUCUCAAGUGGGCCUCGUCCGCAAAAGCUUCGGUCCAGUCGCGCUCGCGCCAAGCCUCGCGCUCGCAAACCGUCUCGCGCUCGCGCUCUCACUCUCCCUCCUCGGUCUCGCGCACCACCCUGCAACCAGGACACGCCCCAGGUGCCCAUCGUCGCAAGAAGCGUGUCCGCAAGCACACCUAAACUCGCCCGCGCUUUGUUUACGCGCCGCCCUCCCGCGCCUUGCCCAGCACGCGCCCAAUCUCCGACGCCCGCCCGGAGACAAGCCCCACGCUGUCGUCCUCGCCUCGCAGCAGCGUCCGCACAUCGCUCAGCGCAGGAUCCAGCGGCUCGCCAAGAACAGCCACCACGUUGGCGAGAUACCCAAUGUCGGCCUCGAGCUGCCGCGCCCCGGCCGGCGUCACCACAGGCACCUCCAAAAUUGCGUCCACAAACGCCGACAUGGCCGUCCGCGCCAUGGCAGACACCCAAAGAGCCGCGAACACGUCGCCGCCUUCGCCGCCCGCGUCGCCCUCGCCCUCACCAUUCCCGCCGCCGGGCACGAGCGGCGCAAGCAGCUGCAUCGCCCGACUCUGCAGCCGUUGCGAGCCCGCAAACGGCUCCAGCUGCUGCAGUAGCAUGUACAGAUGAUCUCCGACGUGCGUAAUGUAAGCCGAUGGCGUCAUGGAAAACGCCGGCUGCGGCACGCCGCCCGCCCGCCACGCCUCGUCGCCCGCCACACCGGCCAGCUGCUCGGCGAUCGGCGCAAAGGCAAAAGCCUUGGCAAGACCCACCACCUCGCUCGCCAGCCCCGCAAAUGCUCGCGCAGGAUUCGGAAGCAUCGUCAUCGGCCGGUCGGCGCCCGGCUCACCAAGCGCACGGCGCAGAUGAUCGACUCGCUCCAGCUGCGUCCCGCCCUCGGUCACUGCAAGGACGACAAACUGCGCCAGCUGCGCCUGCUCACGCCCGGGCUCUGAUGCAGAGCCGGGCGGCGGCACAAGGCUUGCAUACCCGCCAUACGCCGCCUCUAGCUCGUCCAGCGCCACCAGAGUCGGCCCGUCCUGCGCAAUGCGGUUCUGGGCCUCCUCUACGCUGCUCCACCAUGCCAACCGCUCCGGCGUCACCACUCGCUGCAGCGCACGGCCCAACACUCUGCGCACCUCCUCAUCAAACGACUCGAGCCGCUCCAUCAGUGCUGCCACAGACUCGAGUCCGCGGAUCGAGGCCUGGAAAAACUCCCACACCAGCCCUGCGCUCCGCCCAUCGCUCCCGUCGCUUCCGGUCUUGCCCUUGUCCAGUGGUGAAAUCGAUCGCAGCAGCUCCAACAACUGCAACAUCUUGCCCACAAAUGAGUUGAGCGUCUCCGACAGCACUGCAACAACCGGCUCGCCCACCAGCGAGACGUGAACCUCCACAAGCUCGGCUUCCACCAACGCUGUCAACUCGUCAAAGAGCGCGCCGCCCGC
Molecule: messenger RNA, 2838 nt
Organism: Thecamonas trahens ATCC 50062
Lineage: Eukaryota; Apusomonadida; Apusomonadidae
Product: CAMK/CAMK1 protein kinase
Exons: 1
Coding region: 350-1576 (408 amino acids)
Biological process (GO): protein phosphorylation
Molecular function (GO): ATP binding; protein kinase activity
Source: RefSeq, a predicted model, not a curated record